Messenger RNA from Thrips palmi, 1777 nucleotides. RefSeq lists its product as uncharacterized. Lineage: Eukaryota; Metazoa; Arthropoda; Insecta; Thysanoptera; Thripidae. The coding region runs from base 41 to 1468 and encodes 475 amino acids. The transcript has 2 exons. The record is from RefSeq and is a predicted model, not a curated record.
CGCCAGUCUCGGCAGCAGCGGCCAGUGGAUACACGCAGUCAUGAGGAGAUUCGUGGUGUGUUGCCUACUCCUGGCGGUCGCGGGUCACGCCCUGGCCGGAGACCAGCCCCAGCACGAACAACAACAAGACCAGCAGCAGGACAUCAAGAACAACAACAAGGAGAAGCGUGGAGCACUCGGAGCCCCCGCCGUCGUCGAGCAGCACGCCGAGCAGGUCGUGGAGACCGUCGAGCAGCACGCCGUCGCCCCCGCAGUCCCCGCCGCAGCCUACGGCGUCCCCCACGGCUACGCUAGCCACGGCUACGCUGGCCACGGCUACGCCGCCCCCGCCCUGGGCUACGCUGCUCACGGCAUCGCUGCGCACGGCAUUGCCGCCCCCGCCUACGCCUACGCCCAGGGUGCCUACGCCCAGGGUGCCUACGCUCACGGCGCCCCCAUCGCCGCCUACGGGGGCCACAUCGGCUACGGCGGGCAGCUCGGCUACGCCGCCCACGGCCUGGUGCAGCAGCAGAACACCGUGAGCCACGUGGACCAGCACGUCGCCAUCCCCGUGCCGCAGGCUGUUCCCUUCACCGUCGACCGCCACAUCCCCGUGCCCGUGCCCCACGCCGUGCCCGUGGACCGCCCUCGCGCCGUGCCCGUGCCCGUGCCCCAGCCCUACGCCGUGCCCGUGCCCCGCCCCGUGCCCGUUGACGUCCCUCGCGCCGUCCCCGUCCCCCACCCCGUGCCUGUGCCCGUCAGGGUGGCCCACCCCGUCCCCUACAAGGUGCCCCACCCCGUGCCCGUCCAGAUCAACCAGGCCGUCCCCGUGCCCGUGCCCCAGGCCGUGCCCGUGCACGUCCACCAGCACACCGUCGCCACUCCCAUCCACGGCUACGCUGCGCACGGCUACGCCGGACACGGGUACGCCGGCCACGGCUACGGCGGCGCCCUCCUGGGCUACGGUGGUCUGAACCACGACCUCGGCCUGUCCCACGGCCUUGGCUUGUCUCACGGCCACGGCAUUGAGAUCGCCAAGUACGCGUCCCACGGCCCCGAGCUGUCCGACAUCGCCAUCAGCAAGUACGCCAGCUACAAGGGCCUGGACCACGACGACCACAGCUACUCCAAGUACUCCAGCUACAAGUCCCUCGGCGACGACAGCUACAACAAGUACUCCAGCUACAAGUCCCUGGGCGACGACAGCUACAACAAGUUCUCCAGCUACAAGGGCUCCGAUGACUACAGCAGCAGCAGCUACAGCAAGUACCCCAGCAAGGGCUACAGCAGCAAGCCCUACUCAUCCGACGAGGGCUACAGCUACCCCAAGCCCAGCGACGACGAGCUGCCCCUGAGCGGAGACUCGUACUCCUCCUACUCCUCCGGCCCCUCCGACAGCUACGGGCCCCCCGCCCUGGACAGCUACUCGCACACCAGCUCGGGUUCCUCCGGCUGGAAGCCGAUCCGAUCCCACAAGGGGAAGUACUGAGCAACAAUGCUGGGCUCGCCCGAGGCGACCCUCCUCCUGACUGAUGUGCCAACGCGGGUAAACUGGUCGAUGAAGUAGACAAACGCCAAAUCAUCCCUCAUUGUAGUAUAGUAUCAUGUCUCAUUUCACACCGCCAUUGUGUUGUUUUCUUUUAACUUUUUUUUAUUGUUAUUAUUUUGCGGUGUUGUCAAGCCAUCCUCAUCAUUGACGCUCAUGUAACUAGUCUUUGUAUUGUUAUGUUGUUGUUUUUGUUGUGUGCCUUGACUGUUGAUAGUGAACUGUGUAAUAAAGUGUAAAAAGCUUUCAUAA